Messenger RNA from Letharia columbiana, 1653 nucleotides. RefSeq lists its product as uncharacterized. Gene Ontology annotation, molecular function: methyltransferase activity. The coding region runs from base 1 to 1653 and encodes 550 amino acids. The record is from RefSeq and is a predicted model, not a curated record. The transcript is spliced from 2 exons. Lineage: Eukaryota; Fungi; Ascomycota; Lecanoromycetes; Lecanorales; Parmeliaceae. Gene Ontology annotation, cellular component: nucleolus. Gene Ontology annotation, biological process: rRNA base methylation.
AUGUCACUGUACUACGAUGCAGCACCUCUACUGCUGCCCAACUCAGAUCAAGCAGGCUCAUUGAAAUCCCGCGUCUUCAACUCCAAAGGCCACAAGUCACCCCCAAAGCAGAUCUUCGCUCUGGUGACCGAGGCAUCAAAAUGGAGCCCAGUACUAUCCGAGGUUAUUGAAAAAUCUCGGCUCCUGCAGUUCGAACGAAAGCUGACUCCAAACCUUGCUCUACUACUGGUCCAUGACCUCCUUCUUGCUAAGCGGGGUAUCUCUGCUCCAUCAUCGCACCCCCUACGGCUUGCCGUUGAGAGACACAAGGCUCGGCUCCAUGCAGAGCUCACCAAAGCCAGGCUGAGAAAGGGACUUUCGUCUAUCGAGGUUCUGCGGGAACGGAUAGAGGCAAAGGACGGCGGAGAAAAGCGGGCAUACAACGGAAGCGCUGUGGCCACUGGGCUUGAAAGCGAAGCUGGGUUUGGGGAGUGGCCUCAUCCUCGAUGGGUGCGAGUCAAUACGAUCAAGUCCGACUUGGAUGAGCAACUUAAAACUACAUUCGCCGGCUACAAGACCGUUCAGUCUCUGGAAGAACUGCUGAGAUAUCACCCGUCUUCCGCGGAGAAGCUCAUACAUGUCGACAAGCAUGUACCAAACCUACUCGCUUUGCCGCCUGCUACAGACCUAUCCAAGACCCCUGCCUACCUCAACGGACACAUCAUACUACAAGACAAAGCCUCAUGCUUCCCUGCCUAUCUACUCUGCCCUAAAUUUGAAGAUGGUGGUUGCUUGGACGCUUGUGCUGCUCCGGGAAACAAGACUACGCAUCUUGCUGCCAUCCUACAUGAUGGAGGUCGAGCUGCAGCAAUACCCAACAUUUACGCUUACGAGCGGGAUAAGGGUCGGGCUUCAACCUUAUUGACGCUCCUUCAAACGGCUGGCGCUCAGGACCAUGUAAUAGCAAAGGUAGGGCAAGACUUUUUGAGGACUGAUCCGGCGAAGACCCCCUGGGACAGCAUUGGUACACUUCUACUUGACCCGAGCUGCUCAGGUAGUGGGAUCGUAGGGCGCGACGAAACUUUGAAUGUCCUCCUCCCUAGCAAGGAGACUAGCGGUUUACUUCCCGUGCAAUCCAAGAAGCGGAAGAGGAAACCCACCGUCGACACAACCCUGAAUGUCCACGACGUAUCAGAAGAGAUUCCAAUUCGAGAAGACAAGCCGUCAGACCAGCUCUCAGGUCGACUUACUGCAUUAUCAACGUUCCAGCUUAAGCUCCUCCUGCACGCCUUCCACUUUCCAAAAGCUCGCAGGAUCACGUAUUCCACCUGCUCCCUCUACGCAGAAGAGAAUGAGCAUGUGGUAAUGAAGGCACUACGCUCCUCAAUUGCCCAAGAACGAGGCUGGCAAAUAUUACGAAGAGAGGAACAGAUUUGUGGAAUGAAGAUGUGGAAGAUGAGGGGCAAGGUAGAGGCAUGCAUUGACAUUGCUAUGGAUGAGGAGAUUGACAUGGCAGAGAUCGCCGAAGCCUGUAUUCGUUGUGAGAAAGGCACCAAAGAGGGUACCCAAGGGUUCUUCGUUGCGGGAUUUGUGAGACAGGUUGAAAGUCCCGGAACGGACCAGCUGAUAGAUCAGGAGUGGGAAGGCUUCAGCGAUAGUAGCAGUGCCCCUUAA